Labrus bergylta (ballan wrasse) is the source of this 1545-nucleotide messenger RNA. It is a transcript of the gene smim12, whose product is annotated as small integral membrane protein 12. NCBI's taxonomy places the organism in Eukaryota, Metazoa, Chordata, Actinopteri, Labriformes, Labridae. The record is from RefSeq and is a predicted model, not a curated record.
CAAUAAAAGCCAAAAGGCCUUUAAAUGCUAGAAAACGGUACGCGUGCAUUUGUUGUAUUAGCACGGCACCGCCUGCAUUAUUACAUCGCACAGAGGUAGAAGUUGCCAAAGAGUUUCAAUACAUGACUUCUAGACGUUUGGAUUAGCCUGCUUAUAUAAUUCAAAACCAGACGAAAAUCACGAAGAAAUAAGUUAUAUUCAGUGUUUAUAGAAGUUGUAUUUAAUUGCUCGAACAGUGCUCAUCGCGACCGUCUGGUUGAGUUAGCGAUGUGUCAUCUUAACGCCAAACUCCAUAGCAAAAUGGACCAUUUGUUGUUUCUUGCCUGUGUAAAAAGUAAACAAAACGCUGUCGGGUGCACUCAAAGGUGGUUUCCGUAUUGUGGGAAACCACUCUUCAAUUCGGCUUGCAUCUCUAGGAGACAAAUCAGCGUGCAGUCAUGUGGCCUUUGGUCUGGACGGCGAUGCGCACCUACGCUCCUUACGUCACUUUCCCUGUGGCCUUUGUUGUGGGAGCCGUGGGCUACCACCUGGAGUGGUUUGUCAGGGGGACCCCGAAACCUCGAGAGGACAGGAGCAUCCUGGAGCUGAGGGAGGAGAGGAAGCUGCAGGAACAAAUGGGCAUGGACAGCACCCAGGUGCUCAGCCUAAAGGACAGACUGGAGUUUGCACCCAAAGCGGCUCUGAACAGAAACCGCCCUGAAAAGAGCUAACCCGAGUGGGCGGUAUGGAGACUGGUUUGUUUAGUACCAAUGGAGAGCGGUGGUGUAGGGGGGGGGGAGAAAAGGGGUUGAACCAGAGUGACAAAACACUCGCUCUUGCCAUUUACUUUACCAACACAAUGUCACUCCUGCCACCAAGAGGCAUUAGCAUACGUGUGUAAAUAUCAGACACUUUUAAGUUAGACAGCUGAUAAGAAUAAAGAAGGCAUUCUCAGUCUGUUAAUGUGUUUUUUUUAACCAUCCCUCUCACGUUGCUCUUGCCUGUUUGUGCAUGGAUGUAAAACAAAAGCAAGACACUGCAACAACAAACUCUAAAACGUGGAACCUCUGGAUGAUUAAGUCAUUUCCUUGCUUUAUUAACAUCGUAUUGUUGCUACUAUGGCACAAACAUGUUGUGUCUUUGCAGGUAAAUCUCACAAAUGUUAGGCUACUUGUUUUGUCACUUUCCCUUUGUCACAUUGUGUUUCUCCUUUUUAAUGUUCUGUGAACGUCGAGGAAGGACGUCAGAUUGUCAACAUGAAAGCAAAGAAAGCAAGGCGUGUGUGUGUGUGUGUGUGUGUGUGUUGUGUUAGUUCUUUUUAUCUCGGCUAUCCUGCGAUGGUAUGUGACAAUAAGCCAACAGUAGUGUGGGAGGUCUCUCAGGAAGUUUAAGCUGCUUAGUCCUAUAGCCUGAAACAUCCACACAUUUGUAUUUUAAAGGGUCCACAGUUUGUGUGGUUGUGUUUUGAAAAGUGUGAUAAAUAAAGGAACGUGUUUUCACGCCUCUCGCUGUAAACUCAUCAGUUAAUGUGGGCAUUUUUCAAGAAUAAUAAAGAAAUAGACAUGA